This is a messenger RNA of Cuscuta campestris, 537 nucleotides long. The record is from the annotation of a GenBank genome assembly. Lineage: Eukaryota; Viridiplantae; Streptophyta; Magnoliopsida; Solanales; Convolvulaceae.
CUGGAAGAGGGUAUGCCUGCAAGAGGGCUGGACCUGGAAGAAGGUUCGAACCGUACUUACACGGGCCCAUGAGGUUUGACCGGUAUCGGGGAAUCAGCCGAGACUGGCAAACUGAUUGGGGACUAAAAGAUGCUCAUUAAAAGAAAUAGAAGAGGUAUCGUCCACCAUGGCGCAUCCUAUUUCCCCUUCUCAGGGAAGACUUGAACGGGGGGGUGAGCUAAGGCCUUCCCGGGAUAGUAAAUAUCAAAGGGCCAUUAAAAGACUUAAUCACCCGGAAGAGGGGGCCCUGGAAGAAGGGUGCAUUUUGGGCCUUGGAGAGUGCUCGAAACCAUCCGACAUGGUUAAUUCUCCAAUGUUGAUCUGGCCUGGCCAGCAGCAUUAUCUUAUUGGAAGACUGAGACACAGGCCUGGCCUGGCACGCUGGUUACUACACCGGUCUUGCUCAGUAUAAUAAAGAAAAUAUGUGACCCAGUCGAACUGGUACACUGGUCUCACACCAGUCUUACACAUAUUUUCCAAUAAGCCUGAGCCCAAUCG